UUCAAAUUUAUUGAGAUGCACACUGCCAGUUAAAAGUUUAUAGCAUUGAGUACUGUACUGCACCUCCAAACAUUUAAUUUGGUAUUGUACAUUUACAGUACAUUUAAAAGCAUUGCUUUGUUUUAAAUCAUUUGAAAUAGUAAGCAUGUGAUUUAUGUGUAGAAUUUUGUCUUUAAUUUAGGAUCUUUGACAAAUUGACCAUGUGGAAUUACAGCUUAGGAAUUGAAUACGUUUUUUAAGAAGUGAAUUUUUUCCAGGUUUUCAUUUUCAAGCAAGGUUGUCCUGAAGUGUUAGUAUUCAGCAAUAAGUGUUAGUAUGCUAACAUGAGGCAAAGAUGAGAGGUAUGACCUCCUUCCUGCAUCUCCCACGGCAACUGGAGGCAGGCUCGGGGGCGUUCAGGGGGGAGGAGGAGGAGUCAGCCCAGGUGGUCGAGCCUGCGUAAAAACGCACCAACUAAACACACACGCCAAACGGCAACAGAAGCUCGACGUUUCAUGCAAAAAAAAUCACAUUUUUUGUAAAUGAACAACAGUAAUAAAGUUUUUAUUUAAACAGCUGGAGCUCACUUUUUUUAACGAUCUUUGGUGCUCCGACCCGGACAACAAAAACGGGACCAUUUUUUGUGUGCUUUUUGGGGGGGAUAUAUUUGUGGAGACAACGGAUUACGUGGAGCUAUGUUUAGGAGAAGCAAGAGUCAAGUGCUGGUGGAUUACGCCGCAGAAGAAGACGACAUGUCCUGGCACUACCGUCACUCCUACAAGGACAAAGACAUACAAGGAGAGGAAGAGGAGGAGGAAGCUGUCACAGCAGUAUCCAAGGAGGCCAAGGUGAAGAAGAUCAUGUCCAAGAAAGAGAAGAAGGAGAAGAAGAUGUCCUCGAAAGACGACGAACACUUUUUGUUGACCGGAGUGAAGCUAGCAGACCGAAGAGGAUCUCACAAGAAAAUCAAAGACGACGAAAAGGAGAAGGACAAGAAGGAAAAGCCGGACAAAGGUCACUGUUUUUGGGAGAGCGUCACCAUGACGAUGAGGCAAAUCUCUCCCGUCAAAAAACUGGAGAAGAUAGACGGCUGGGAGACACCUCAGCCACACCGCAACUCCAGCGAGACAGACGCAGCCCCAAAAGAGGAGGCGGAAGAGGACAAAACCCCAAAUGGUGAUUUGACCGUGCCUGUUCCUGACUCUUUAGACCUACCAUUGGAACUGGCCACGUGGGCUGGCCUGGAGGAGGACUCCUCCCGCUACGCCAACCUGUCGGACUCCAAGGAUCCCACAUGCGCUGUCAGGUGGACGGCAAGGGCCAAGGUGAAGCUGGCCGGGAUCAGCAGGAUGAGCAGAGGGAUGGUGUCGGAGAGUGCAUGGGAAGGAUUGAAAUAGUCCAAUAGUGGCUUUCCAUUCCUUGCAGGACUUGCGGUAAAGCAGGGUAGCUAGCUUGACAUGGUAAAUAAAGGCCUUACACAACAGUGACGUGUCAAGUCAUAAAAAGUUCAGCUUCUACACAGUAUACUGUACUUUUCCAUGUUACCACAUCAUAAUACUGCUACAGGAGUCUUUCUAACUCUUUGUGCUGAUAUGAAGAAACACCAUAUUUCCUCACCUAAUGUUUGAGGGUUUUUAUUGACACAACUGCAGAGAGAGCCAGGCAUUGUACAGUAGAUAUGCAGUACAUUAUCUCACAAAAGUGCAUACAACCCUCACCUUUCAGGAACUAUUUCAUCAAAGUAUACUGUAUUUUGUCCAGAAAGCUGUACUUAAGAGUAGUCAGUGUACAGCUUGUAUUGCCGUCUGAUUGACUACGUACAAGAAAGCCAUUAUUGUCUAAAGUGGCACCUUGCUGGUGGUAGUCAGUAGUGCUGCAUGAGUGCUACCGGGCCACAUGGCAGUCCAGUGCCUAAGAGGAUUAAGGCAGUACCAGACAACAAUGGUGCUCACACUGAAUAUUGACUCUUUGGACACGCUCGCUGUGAGGUGGAGUCACUUGGGGUGAUGGCGUUUUAGUGUGUUGUGUUAUUUUCAGUGAACAUCCUUCGCCACAUUGUGGUUUGAAUUUUUUUUAGAUUUUAGAAGUAUUUUUUUUUCAUUUUCAAGCACAAAAAUGGCAAAAUGAUUGAUAAUGUAAAUACAUGGCAUAAAGAAGACAUUCAAAUUGUGCAUGUAGUAUUCUACAAUGGUCACUAGGUGUCUGUAAUCGUUCAAACUUGAUUAUUAUUGCUUGAUUGAUUAUUUACUGCAGGUUUAAAUGAUCUCACAACAUCAAAAUCAUAAUAAUAACAGGCUAUUAUUGCGGGCACCUCCUCUCCUCCACAUAUCCUCAACAAAUUUACUGCAACAAUUUUAUUUGUGUCUUAAAUGGCUUAUUUCCUCUGAUUCCAUAUGAAGUAAUACAAAUAUAAAGGUGAUGUUUCAUGUCUAGAGGGUUGUAAUAAUGGUAAAAAAUGUAUAAGAUCGUAAACAGGUUGCCUGUGGCAUUACUACAAAAAUAGUAAUUUUUUAAAGAAUCCUACUGGAACUGUACGCUUAGAAACUACGCGGAAGUACAUGCAAAUGUACUUUCUAUAUUAUUAUUUCUUACUGCUACUAAUACUACAAACACAAUUGGAGGCGGAGCGAAUUGUUACAUUCCUUAAAGGGGAACUGCACACUUUGGGAGGAAUUUUGCCCAUCAUUCACAAUCCGUAUGUGAUACAUGAACACAUUUAUUUGCCUUUUCUGUGCAUUACAAAGCCAGAAAACGAGUUAAUAUAAGUAUUUUAUCGUUUGAUAUACAUGCUGUGAUCGUUCAAGAACAAGCGUAUUGAUGAUAACAUCUAAUACUUACAGUAUCUUGCCGUAUUUUGAUUAUUUAAAACAUUACCGAAACUUCUUUCCUCGGCGCAUUGAUUUCACAUCUAUCAUUUAGCUUAUGCUACUUUCGUCAUUAUCAGCAGCAUAGAUACAGCGACAACAUUUGGAAUGUCCACUCUCCUGGGGUUCGUCCUCUCCUUGGCUGCGCGUUGAAGUCCAAGACGUGUACUCCAGUCCUCAGGUGCAAGCUGGAACACCCAGAAAAAAGCCACACAAGCACAGGGAGAACAUGCAACCUCCACACAGAGAUGCCCAAAACGACUGCGAGGGAGACGUCCUCCACCAAGCUGCCAAAACAUUCGUGUCCAUAGAAGACCAUCCUCUUCCAGCCAUGUUCUGUCUUGGUCCAGGUGCACCCCGGGGACCUCCAGUCCUUGCCCAAGAAAGGCAUUUUUUGUGGUAAUUGGGGGUGGGGGUCCCUGCAAUGCAGAGCACCUGCAAGAUUUGACAUGAUGCUUAAUUAAAUUAUCCAUUUUGAAUUACACUUAAGGCCUGGCGUUCAUCACAUUCAAUUAUCGAUACAUUUUCAUGGUAAUAUACAGACAAAGGAGUAUUAGAUUUAUAAUGUACAGGUUUUGGAUCCACUACAGAAAAAAAUGAAUAGUAUUUAUAGACAAAAUUGUUAGUAACGCAUUGAUAACAACAACAGUUUACACACAGCAUUACGUUUCUACAAUUGUAAUCCGUAAAAUUGUAACGCUAAUAGAUGAAUACAACACAUCUAAUAACGACUAUUUAUAUAAAAAUAAGCUAAACUAACCUCAACAGGCAAUGACAACUCCUUUAUGUACGUCUUCCGUGUUUGUUCCUUGCUCUUCUUUUCCACCGUCCCCUCGAAAUAUUGACGGAAGUAAACACAGUACGGGCUCUCAGCUCAGCUACGCCCACUUUCUCUCUGACUGGACGAAUCAUGGAAAUAUAUCUUGUUGCUACGCAGCGUAACGCUGCGGAUUGGCUUAGGGCGCUGUCAAUCACUGUCUUUUUCUAAUCCUCUCUGUUUUGUUGGGGCUUUCUCCUGCACGUGACAGAGGACGUUGCACAUGUACGAGUGUUUUGAUUUUUUUAAGUGGGGGAAGGGACAAAUAGCAUUAACAUUUAAUGAUACAUAAACAUAUGUAUGUACUGUUAAACGUGUUGAUUUAGUACAACAUGUAUACAGAUAGCUCCCACAUGCUUAAACGCUUUGUUACUUUAGAAAAAAUAAAUGUAUACGUCUGCAUGAGGUAUGUACUUCUGAUACCUUGCA
Doryrhamphus excisus (bluestripe pipefish) is the source of this 4089-nucleotide messenger RNA. Lineage: Eukaryota; Metazoa; Chordata; Actinopteri; Syngnathiformes; Syngnathidae. The record is from RefSeq and is a predicted model, not a curated record.